This is a messenger RNA of Saprolegnia parasitica CBS 223.65, 231 nucleotides long. RefSeq lists its product as hypothetical. The annotation marks the transcript as partial. Lineage: Eukaryota; Oomycota; Saprolegniomycetes; Saprolegniales; Saprolegniaceae. The transcript is spliced from 2 exons. The record is from RefSeq and is a predicted model, not a curated record.
AGGAGCCUCCAUCAACGCAAUCAACCCUAUGUUCCUCUUCGAACGACGAGGCUACAGCGCUCGGCAGCGCGAAGGAAGAAGAUGCGAUCACCGAGCUCCAAGCUCGCUUUGCAUGUGAGCGCCCUCGUAGCGCACCAAACAAGAGCGCGACGCUCGAGAAGAAGAAUGUUCUGCGCCACAAGGCACGGCAACCCAAGAAAUAAAUCCCACCCGGCACGAGCGCUCGUGUGA